AUGAGCUACCUCAACCCGAGGGAGCAGCAACAAUGCAUGGCAGAGUUAACCAGGCUGCUGAACGAGCCCAUCGAGGCCGACGCCCAGCUUUCCGUCAUGGAAGCCCUCCUCAGGGCCACCGUCGCCAUGACCAAGAUCGUGCAGGAUCACUGCGCCAUGGCGAGCGGCGACCCCGUGUCGGCACUGAUUGCCUCGCAGCCCAAGUGCGGCAACGCUACCUGCAACGCAGCCCACCAAAUGCUUAGGAAGAUUGCGAGCCACCAAAAGGGCCUCCGCAAGACGGUCGAUGCGAACCACGACGUCGCCGCCAAGCACCUUCGCGCGUGGGCGGGCGGGAGCCGGGAUUCAGGCGUUCGCAAGCGGACACGCGCGCCAAGCAUCGACAGGUUGGAGGCCGAGGCCGAGGCCAUGAAGGCCCUGUCGCAGGAGAAGUCGAAGCUCACUGAGGAGAACAGCAAGCUCAAGAUGGAGCUCAAGCAGAGUACCACCGUGUUGCAGACCCUUGAGAAGGAGCUCGGUAUCGACUUGAAAGCUAGGGGCGCAAAGGAUGCAUCGCAGAAGAAGGGGCUCGCCAGCUCGUGGUUUGGAUUCGGAGGCCGGAGGGAUGGUGAAGAAGCCGAUGCUCAGCAAAAGAAGAAGCAGCAGGACAAGGACAAGUUGGCGGGCGCUCUAGGUAGUGGCCUGGCAGGGUUCAACAACUCCAAGACCAACACCGCCGCUCUUGAGAAGCAGGUCGAGAUGUGGAAACAAAAGGCAACCGAGCACCAGAAGACGGCGGAGGUCCUCAAGGAGGAGAACACCACGCUCCGCCGCAAGGUCGACGAGGCUGACAUUGCACGAAAGAACCCGACUGGCAGCAAAUGGGCCGGCAAGUCGCUGACAAUUGAGAAGAGCGGCACCCCCAACGCAAAGAUUACACCCAACAUGGGGUCCCCUCGAAUGCCGCCAACGGGCAAGAACGCAUUCGAGCCAUGGUCGAAAAAGGGCAGCGCGACGACGCCGAACCGGAAGCGGGGCCUGGCGUCCUGGACAUCAUGGCUCACGGGGGGCUCGAAGGCGAAGACGGCCACCCACAACCGCCUUGGGGACGACAAGAAGAAGACGGGCCCCGGGUUCCUGCAGGGGAUGCAGCAGAUGGUGGCGGGCACGAUGGCUCAGGCAUCGCAGGCGUACGGCAGCUUGGAGCAGCAAAUCCCGUGCACGCGGCCUCACGCGGACCGGGAGACUUACUCGUCCUACCUUUCUGGAGAGCUGAUGGCAUGGCGCGACGUCCUCGUCUUCUGCUGGCUUUGGAUUCACUUCGUCUUCGCACUCGUCAAAGGCACGGUAUUCCGCAGCCGCGCGACGUCUUUACCAUCUCUCGAGCAAGAGCUGGAAGGCAAGCGGGGCAUGAAUCCGGCACGUACAGGCCUGUCAGACAAGAAGGGCCUGAUCCGGGCGAACAAGACUGUCUGGAUCAUACCGAGGAUGCCCACGCUCCCGGCGCCGGAUGUGGUGCUGCGGGUGACCCGGCACGUCCUCAUCCUCGCGUCCCUACACGCCUACUACGAGUGUCUGGUCCAGCAAUACAUCUGGCACCGGGCCAACAACUACACGCGCUCGUACCUGGCGGGCCAGAUGCGCGGCGGCACGAGGGACCACUCGUCGCUGCUGGCCAUGGUCGGCCUGGAUCCGACGCUGUGGUGGGUGAGGCUACGGUUUCUGGGGCUGGGGCUGGUGUUGACGUGGGACUGGGUGGUCGAGCUCGCGAUUCACACCGACUGGCUGACGAGCUUGGUCUGUCGCUGUGGGCUAUGGGCUUGGAACGGCAUGGGCUGGCUUGUGAGCAGGGACUGGUUCUACCACGGCAUCUGGUGGGCUGUGAAGGGGGCAGCGGUCCGCAUUUGGCGGUUCGCGAGACGGGCAUGGGCCACGACGGCGAAGCUGCGUCGAAGGCUUGGCUGGACUCGAUGCUGUGUCGUCGUCGGGGUGCUGGUCGUGUGCGGUGUUGCUGGGUGGUUCCUGGCGCCAAGGGCAAUAGGCCUGACGGCGUCGCUUGUCAAGGCUUCCUCCGGUCGCUCCAAGCCAACAAGCGCCGCAAUUGGUGCCAACGUACGCAGUAAGUUAGUUGCUUUCCGUUCGUCGCUGCUGGGAGCGGGCGGCGGCGGUCUCUGA
Molecule: messenger RNA, 2154 nt
Organism: Purpureocillium lilacinum
Lineage: Eukaryota; Fungi; Ascomycota; Sordariomycetes; Hypocreales; Ophiocordycipitaceae
Source: RefSeq, a predicted model, not a curated record